AUGGGAGUCCUCGGAUCAUUUGCAGACACGGAUUCCUACCAGUAUUGGCUCCCCGACUCGACGUGGCACCGCUUCAUGUCGUCGACUCCGCCAGCUGGACCGGCGAGGGAGGGGGAGGGAGGAGAGAAGCCGCAUCCGACCACGAUGACUGCAUCUCUUGCGGUGCGCAACGUCCCGAAGCCGCAGGAUGAGCAAGAGCAACACCGUCAGGACGAGAGCGUCGCACAUCGUCGCCGUCGAACGCGUUCUCCCUCUCCGCUCCCAUACCUGCCGCAUUUUCGCCCCAGUGACGCGGCCGAACGUCUCGUCAAGUGCAUCAGGGAUCUCUCAAGCAGUCCGAUGGCGCACGGCGACUCGGGAGAUCUGCGCCUCUCCCUCCAGACUUACUCGGAUAUCAUCGACCGUCUCAACGGCCUGCUCGCCGACAUCACGCCCGUUCCCCGUCCGAUCGCCUAUGAACGCACAACGACUCCUUUGUACUCGCCUGCGUCGUCGACUGACUCCCCUCGCGACCCUGUCUUCGAAGGCGCUCGUGACCGCCAGAUUGUCCCUGCACCGCUCAAGUCGUCCUGCAUGGUGCGCCUCCCGGCCGAGAUUCUCCUCAGCAUCUUCCUUCUCGCCCGCGACAUGCACAUGGCGGAGGAGACCGAGCCUGUCAGCCAAGACGAACGCUUCCAGCCGCCGAAAACAACCCGUUCGUACGCGUUCUCGACCGACGCGAAAGGCGCCUUCUACUUUUCUCUCGGCCUCGCGAACGUCUGCAGGAGUUGGCGCACUCCGGCAAUUGCGGCCGCGCUGCGCAGCAUCGUCCUGCCGUCCGGCGCUGCUCUCCGCGACGUGAUGACGCUCCUCCCGACGUCGUCGUUUAAGAGCGCCUACGCGUCUCAGAUCGCCGAGCUCAAAGUGCUUGUCAUCACCGGCCUCGAUGCACCGGCGUACAAUCGCUAUGACGACGUGCGCAUGCCCGGAGCGCCCGUCGAGAACGGCAAGCAGGUGGAUGCGCUGCCCGUGUGCGCCCACAUUCUUUCGAUGCUCCCCAACCUGCAGAAGCUCGAGAUCGCCCUCUUUCCCGCUCGCGCCAAGAUUAAUCUGUUCCACGGCAAUUAUCCCUACCGCAAUGCCCAAGACUACCUCGCACCGGCUCUCUUUUCCGCCUUGACUGGCCUUUCACAACUUACGUCGCUCACGUUCUCCUGCGGGAUCGACUUCGAAGACCUCGAGGCCAUCUUCCUCAAUCUCCCGCUUCUCCGGCGUUUCGCUGCUCAAGCCAUCAGCGACUUCUCCGAGACCGGCGCCAUCUCGUCGAGCGUCGACCACUCCGCAACACGUCUUGCUUCGUUCCGCGUGGGUCGCGACCGUCCGAACAGCGGGAGCGACGUCCAGCCCGCCCAGCUCGCCUGGCUUCUUCGUCCGCCUUGUUCCGCCCGUUCUCUGCGCGAGCUCGAGUUGCACGUAUAUGUGCUCGACGGGAAUCAGGUCGCGGGACCGUCUUUCGCCAGCUCGGAGGUUGAAGCGCUGCUCCAGCUGAACGGUAGCGCUACCGAGGUUCUCAUUCUCAAUGACACCGCUGAGACGGGACGGGCGAGUCCGCUUUCCGCCCAUUCAUUCUCCGAUUUUGACGCCACCUUCGCGAUCAUCUCCGCACUCCGUACCCUAUCGAUCGACUGGUGCUACACCGGCCCGACUUUCAUCAGCACCGUCUCGUCGCUCGCCCACCUCCAGCAUCUCGAGAUGAGCGGCGCGCCGCACAGCACGCCUGCGGCGACCUUCCUCUGGGCCUUGAAGCACAGCUUUCCUGCUCUCAAACGGCUCAACCUCAGCGGGGACGUGACAGGCUCGUCGGCCGGACUGUGGAGCCGCCCGCGAGCCCCAGCGAGGGGAAGGACCGACUGGACAGGCUCGACGAUCAGGACGAUUCAGGCGAUCUGCGACGAGCGCGGCAUCGAAUACUCGCUCAAGGACAGGGCUCUUUACUACUGA
This is a messenger RNA of Rhodotorula toruloides NP11, 1980 nucleotides long. RefSeq lists its product as uncharacterized. The record is from RefSeq and is a predicted model, not a curated record. The transcript has 6 exons. The coding region runs from base 1 to 1980 and encodes 659 amino acids. Lineage: Eukaryota; Fungi; Basidiomycota; Microbotryomycetes; Sporidiobolales; Sporidiobolaceae.